Molecule: messenger RNA, 1419 nt
Organism: Phanerochaete carnosa HHB-10118-sp
Lineage: Eukaryota; Fungi; Basidiomycota; Agaricomycetes; Polyporales; Phanerochaetaceae
Exons: 8
Coding region: 74-1333 (419 amino acids)
Source: RefSeq, a predicted model, not a curated record
AACACAGAUUGCAAGCCUUGCCGACACUGUCAAGGCGUUCACAGGCAGCAUUCAAGACAUUGCGGCACAAGCCAUGCAUACACCAACGGGCUCGUCGUCAGCUACUCUACUGCCUCCUUUCGAUCAAGAGAAAUAUCCCAGUGCAAAGUUCUGGUACCAGCGCGAGUGGAAGCAGUACAAAAAAGCGAAGCGCCAUGCGGGCGGCAUCAGCAACCCCGGCGAAGACGCAGAUGAAAAGUCUAAACUGAUCAAGGAGCUGGCUUUCGGCUACCUGACUGACAAAAACGGUGAACGCGUCAGUUUAGAAGCUAUUGAUGCAGUUCGGGACUGUUGUCGGCAGACGUACACAUCAUUUGAUACUGCUUACAAUCCCCAUGCACCUGUAGAGCACCGAGCUGAGCUUCCACCGAAGAAGUGGAAGAAGGAAGCCACCCUCAACCAGCGGACGACUCUGCGCAGAGAGUUGGAGUCUCGAUUCGAGUUCAUGCGGUUUUGUGCGGAUGGCUGGAAGAGCGAGCGCCUGGCCAUCGACACCCUUCCUGGAUUCCGACAGAAGCAUCCGGCACCGCGUCCUCUGCCAGAUGAGCAGUUCACUAGACCUGGAGCAGGCGACUCAGACAACUCGGACAGCAGCGAUGAUGAGCCCGUGCGCACCUCCAGGACACGCAAGCAUGCAGAUGACGGCAGGAAUAGUGGAUCCAAGCGGCGCCGUGAGACAGUUAUCCAGCAGCGACCGACAAAUGUGAAUGAGGCGGCGGAGCCACUUUCGCACAGGCAAGACUUGACAGAGACGUCGUCGCGUCAAAUCAGACUCCUGGCCAAUCCUCUUCACACACUUUUUGAUGGUGAUAAUGGUCCUCGGCCUGACCGGGAACCUACACCUACACCGACGGCGCGCCCAGCAGAACCAGAGGACAGCACAGCAGCUUCAGACAGGCCAAGAGAUCCUGAUGCUGAGCCUCCUUUGCAAGAGGAGAGCACUGACGAUGCACCCGGCCGGCAGUUGGCGACAGCGGGAGGCGGUGAGAAUGUAGACAGAUUAUCACCUCCGAUCAUACAAACAAGCUCUAGUCGUGAGAAUGGUGAUGGGCAAACUUCUGGCUCCAUGGCCAAGAAGGGCAAGGGCCCGAAACCCUUAAAGUUCGAUGAAAACUCUCCGGUCACCGCUCGGACGCUUUGCGGGAUCGACUGGUGUGAAGCCAAUCCUGGCGGAAGUGCCGUACAGUUCAAGACGUACUGGGAUGGGUUGCCCAAGGAUGACAAGAAGGAUUAUGAUAAGAAGGCGCGGGCACUGAAAGCGGCGGGCAAGGGACCUCUCGACACCGUCAACUAAAUGCGCAGCCGGUAUUAUUGGACUUAGAUUUGUCGUAGAGCAUGGGGCACGAUGGCGCAAAUUGGCAGCAGCGCGGCACAGGGUAG